Messenger RNA from Drosophila takahashii, 1514 nucleotides. RefSeq names its product Apoptosis antagonizing transcription factor (gene Aatf). Gene Ontology annotation, cellular component: nucleolus; nucleus. Gene Ontology annotation, biological process: regulation of transcription by RNA polymerase II. The record is from RefSeq and is a predicted model, not a curated record. Lineage: Eukaryota; Metazoa; Arthropoda; Insecta; Diptera; Drosophilidae.
ACUACUCCCAUGUGGUAAAGUAGCUCUUUCACUUUUCAAAAAUUUAAAUGAAACUCUAGCGAAAUGCUGCGAAAAUCAAAGAAACAGCCCCAAACGGUGGCCGAAAAGGUGGGCAAACUGCUUUCCCAUCCGAACGAGAGCGACAGUGCGGAGGACUCGGACUUCGACGUGGCAACCGGUGCCCGUCUGGUGGAUUUCGAGGAGGAGGAGUACGACCUGCCGGAUGCGCGGAGCACCGACUUCAGGAAGCGGAAUGUGAAGCUGCUGUCGGAGCAGAGUGAUCGGUACAAGGGCAAGAUUAGCAGUCGCAAGGAGCUGGACGAGGAGGAUGAGGACCAGGAGCUGUCCUAUGAGGAAAGCGACGAGGACGAAGAUGAUGAGGGGGAUUUGGCAGACUUUAAAAACAAGUUGAAGGCUGGAGAAGACGAAGAUUCAGAGGAGGAAACUGCUCCUGGAGAUGCCGAAGAUGAUCCUGUGCCCGACUUUAAUCAGAAAUUGCUGGCUGGUCAUUUUGAUGAUGAUGAAGAGGAGGAUGAUGACUCUGAUUCCGAUGAAUCCGGCGAAGACAACAGUGAAGGAGAGGACUCUAAUGAAGAUGCCGAGGAAGAGGCCAUCAAACCCACGGAUGUGAUGUCCAAAACCAACCACCAGGCUGAAAUCCAAAAGGGACUGUGCGUCCAAAACCAACUGGGCAUUUGGGAGCGACUCCUCGAGCUUAGGAUCAACACCCAGAAGUUCACCAGCAAGGCGAAUCAGCUGCCAGCGCCGGAGGCCAUAAAGCAACUGGGCUCCCAGAAUGAUGAACUGCAAACGGUGCUAAACGAGGCCCAGGAGCGUUCCUCCAAGCUGCUGCAGCAACUGCUGGCCCUGCAGUCGGUCCUCCACCAGCAGAACUCCGAGAUGAAGAAGUCGGUGAAGCGCAAGCAGCCUUCAGAGGAUUCAGAGGCGGGUCCACCCGCCAAAAGGUUUGGCUCUGUGCUGCACCACAACUUCCAGCAGAUGAGGGGAUAUCGCAAUGAAGUGCUGCUCAAGUGGGAUGAUCGCACCAAGCUCCUCACACCAGGAGCGGGUGUCAAACGCAAGUCCCUGCAGGAGGACUACGACAUCAUCAAGAAGAUCGACAGCGCCUUGGCCAACCGGGAAGUGCUGGUGGAGAAGUCGCAGACGCCGAAGGGCAAUCAGGCGGAAAACCAGCAGGAAAACGAGCCGGCGCCGCGAUUGAAGCACAUCUACGACGACAGCGACUUCUAUCACCAGCAGCUCCGCGAGCUCAUCGAGUACAAGGCCAGCACCUCGUCCAACAUGAGCGAGAUCACCAAACAGUUCGUGGAGCUGCAGAAGCUGCGCCAGAAGAUGAAGAAGAAGGUGGACACCAGGGCCAGCAAGGGCAGAAAGCUGCGAUACGUGGUGCACAACAAACUCAUCAAUUUUAUGGCGCCCAAUGAAAUCAGCGACUGGACGGAGAGCUCCAAAUCCGAGUUGUACAAAUCGUUGUUUGUCUAAAGAAAAUAUAA